GCUUUGCCACUGGGCAGCCCCCAUCUCUCUUUGGUAUUUUUAUUUAUGUUUUUCUUCUUAUUCUCCUCAUACCUUACCAAAUCUAGUGGAGUGACAUAGUCAAGAGUGAGAUUAUGGGUAUUUGAAUGAGAUGAUAGAUACAUGUGUUUAUGGUUCUGUGUGAGGAACCUUCCAGCUUUUUCUUGAUACUCUCCAUCCAGCACCAAACUUCCCUGGCAUGAUAUCAUCACCAACAGUUUAGAAAAUGAUGCCCACACUCUUGGUUUUCAGAAAUUAUCUUCUUCUGUUUCUUCACAAAUUACAAUUUUAUUUGCUUUGCUAUAUCCCAGGUCCUUAUCAAUCCAUCAAGCAAUUGCUGUGGGUGAACCACUAAAGCCUUUUAGGAGACACAGAGGUGGUGAGGAAAUGGGCGUGGUUAUUUACUCCUUAGUCUCCAGGCUUCAAAUUCUUCUUUCUCAGUCAGAUUUGAAAAGUGGGCAUGGUUUUCUGAAGGCUUGGACUACACCCUUGUAGAAUGGUGGGGGUCUCUGAGUUAUUUUGGUACUCUCCCGCCUUCGCAACUUUACCUCACUCAUCGUUAAUAGGACCUUACUUAUUUCAGCGUUUGUACAACCUACUGUAUCCUCACUACUUGGAACUCCAGUUGUUAAGAAUGUAUUCUUGUAUAUAUUUAAAAAUUGUCCUUUAUUUCCCUUGGGUUCCUACGUAAUUUCCUGAAUACCUUCCAGAUAUUUUCAGAAUUCUCAUUUCCGGGCUAAAUAAUUUUAAUCCUUUCAAGAUUUUCUCAUAUCCCACUUUUCCCCAUAGCUUUAGUAAACUGUCCAAAUAGUUAUAUACGUUUACUCUUCAACAGAAUUAUUGUUUUCCAUUUGACCUUCCCUCUGUGAAUAUUUAAGCAGCAAAAUUCAUAAAGCAUUAUUUUCUACCAGUUACUCCUCAAAAAUAUAAUUCAUAAAAUUAUGUAAUGUAGGACUUGGAAGGGACCUUUGAAAUUAUGUAAUUUAGAGCCCUCCUCUUGUGCUAUUAUUGCACAUGUAAUGCACAGCUUUGAUACACAGAAUAUAUGGAAUAAUCAGAAAAAGGAGGAAACAGUGCUGCAUGUAAUUGGAGGGUACUUACUCUAUCCUUUAUACUUCCAGUCUGCCCAGUUUACUGUUUUAAUUACAAAAUUGCCUGUAGUGCCAUUUCAUUUCUUUGUAAAUUAUGUAAAUCCUGUCUUUCAGCAAAAUCUGCUUAUUUGCCCCAAGUGGAUAUAUUUGGGUUUGUGUUAUUCUUGAUUUUUAACUUUAGUUAACCAACAUCAUUUUGACUUCCAAAACUUAUUUGGACUAUCACUUUUUAUAUUGGUGGCAUUUACAAGCUAUUUCUAGUUCAUCCUUUGCGUUGCCUUUAAAAGAUAUUCCCAUGAAAACUACAAAGUGCUGAUGAAAGAAACCAAAGAUCUAAAUAAAAGGAGAGACGUACUGUGUUCAUGGAUUGAAAGACUCUCAAUAUGGUACAGAUGACAGUUCUCCUAAAUUGAUGUCUAAGUUUAACACAAUUCCUAACAAAAUUCUAGCAUGACUUUUGUAGGUAUAGUUAGUAUUGUUUCUAGAAUUUACAUAGAAAGGCAAAGUACCUAGUAUGGCUAAAACAGUUUGGAGAAAGAAGAAUAAUGGGAUAGUCACUCCCCAGUUUUAAGACGUUAUGCAGCUACAGUAAUCAAGACUAUGGUAUUGUCAGAGAGACAGACGAAUAGAUAAAUGCAACAGAAUAGAGAACCCAGAGGUAGCCUCAUACAGGUAUAGCCAACUUAUUUUUGACAGAGGUGCAAAAUUAAUACAGUUUGUCUUUUCAACAGGUGAUGUUAGAGAAGUUGGAUAUCUCUGGGCAAAAAAAUGAACCUCAACCUAAACCUUAGACAUUAUAUAUAAAGUCAAAACAGGUCAUCACUUUCAAUGUAAACCAUAAAAUUGUAAAACUUUUAAAAGAAAACAUAGGAUAGAAUCUUCAGGACCUUCGGCUUGGCAAAAAGAUCUUAGCCAUGACACCAGAAGCAUGAACCAUAAAAGAAAAAAAAAUAGAUAAAUAGGAUUUCAUCAAAAUUGAAAAUUUUUGCUCUGUGAAAGACUGUUAAAGGGCGAAAAGACAAGCUAUAGACUGAAAAAAAAUUUGGAAACGCUAUAUUUGACAAAGAACUCUAUCAAAAUAUAUAAAGAACUCUCAAAACUUAACAGUAAAGAACUCUAGUCUCCCUAGAAAAAGGGCAAACAACAUGAAGACACAUUUCACUGGAAAGGACAUAUGGAUGACAAAUGAACGUAAGCCCAUGUGGACACUGGUCAUACAAUCUAGCAAUUGCGCUUCUGCGCAUUUAUCCCAGAGAACUGAAAAGUUAGAUGUGCAUUAAAACCUGUACAAGAAUGUUCAUAGCAGUUUUAUUUAUAAUAGCCCAAAACUGUAAACAGCCUACUGUUCGUUAACAAGUGUGGCUAAACUAACUGUGGUACGUCCACACUAUGGAACUCUUUGCCGCAAUAGCAAAGAACACAGGAUUGAUACUUUUAAGAGCUUGAAUGAGUCUCAAGGGCAUUAUGCUGAGUGGAAAAAGCCGAUCUCAGAAAGUUUCCUACUGUGCAAUUCCACUUAGGUAGCAUUCUGUAAAUGACAAUGUGAUAGAAAUAGAGAACACAUAAGUGGCUGCUAGGGUCUAGGGCUGAUGGGGAGAAGCAUGUUGGGUAUGACUAUACAGGGGUAGCAUGAGGGAGCUCUUUGUGGUGAUGGAAUUGUUCAGUAUCUUGAUUGUGGUGGCAGUGACAUAAAUCUGUACGAGUGAUAAAAUGGCGUAGAACUAAACAUACGCAUUGUGCCAGCGUCAGUUUCCUAGUUUUGAUAUUGUACUAUAGUUGUAUACAACAUGAUCAUUACGGAAAACUGGACCUGCCUGUACUAUUUUUGCAACUUCCUGCCAGUCCACAAUUAUUUCGAAAUAAAAAGUUAAAAAUAAAAGAUAUACUCAGACUUUAGACCUGUGGUGUCUACUAGCCCUGGGUUGCUUUUAAAAUUUAAAUUUAAAUGAAUUUAAAUAAAACAACUUCAGUUCCUUGGUCACACAAGCCAUGUUUCAAGUGCUCAUGUGGCUAUCUUAUCAGAUAGCGCAAAUAUAGAAAAUUUCCACCACCACAGAAAGUUCAGUCGGCAGUUCAGCUUUGGGCAAACCCCUCUACGUUGCCAAGUGCUAUGUGUGUGGGUACCUUUGGAUUUCUUAGCGAACUGUCUUAAAUUUGUAAACGAAAAGAUAAUAGUCUGUACUAGUGAAAUUUAAGUAGAAGAAAUGGAUUUAACAUAACACUUUUUUUAAAGACUCAAUUUUUGAGGCUAUCUCCCGUAUUUUAAUAAGAAAAGGAAAUGAAACAUUUGCUUCAUGUUUGAAAUUGGAAUAAGGUUUUUUUCCUUAUCUGCCAAGGCAGUUGCAAUUUCUUUCCAUGAUCACAAUAUAGAAUAUAGAGGAAACGGGCAAACUAGAAGGAUGGACAGGUAGGGGAAAGAGAGAUCAGCAGGAAAAGUAUUGUAAAUAUCCCAUACUUUCUAUUGUUAUUUUCUGUUUCUUAAUGACCAGCUUACUAGUGGUGGCGUACCAUUGCAGAGGAAGCGGGGUUUAGCAACCAGGCCUUAAACCAGAAUUCUAUUUCUGACUCAAAGUGACCGUGAGGAAGUGACAAAUUCACUCUUCUCCUUCUUAUAACCGAUAAGCAAGUUAAGAUAAAACCAACUAUUGCUCGAGUGGACUACAGGAUGAGUGAUUCUAAAGUGAUCCCACUAUUUUAGGUUGUGUGUAAAACUACUUGCUUACAAGUAGAUUAAAUGCAAAGCUUUGAGGAAUUUAGUUUUAAAAAAAGUCCCGUGAGGUAGGAAGAGGUAGCUCGCUUUACCAGACAUGAACUGCUUUGAGUUUGGGAGUUAAAAACGAAACAACUCAGACACAGAGUGAAAAUUUUUCUUAUUCCAUUCUAGGUCAAUUUGAGAAAACUUUGGGAGAAUAAGCAGACAUUUUGCAUUUGAAAGAUGGGAGUUUGAAGUUAAGCCGUCCAGGGUUUGAAUUGCAGCUCUGCCAGUUACUCUCUGGAAAUGUUAUUUAGCUCUAGUUCUCAGUUUCACAAUCUAUAAAAUGGGGCUAAUAACGCCUACCAUUAGGGUGGUUAUGAGGAUGACACGUAAUAAGUAGACAGCUGUAAUGACGAAUGAUAAUAUUGAUUUGAUCAAGACAUGGAAUAGAAUGAUGGUGGUGUUAGGAGCAGAAAUAGCUUUGUUUAUUCUCCUUUGUGGAGAUUUAUUUUAGCCACGUAGUAAUGGGUUUGGGGUAGGGGGGAUGUUGCUCAUUUUCACUUUAUAACAAAUUGGUUCAUAUCGUGGUUCCUAAAGCCAUUCUCGAAUUUAACUAAAUGUAUGUGAGGCUAAAUUGAUCAAAAUCACUUGAUUUAAAGCCAAGAAGGGAUAAAUCUGCUUUUAUAAAAUCUAGCAGACUGAAAUAUAAGCAGCAAACUAAAAAAAAAGCAUACAUUCAUGAGAGAAAUUUUAUUUCAGUGAAAUCCCGGCAACAUGUUUCUAUAGCUAAAUCCACAUAAUAGCUGAAUGAACAGUGAAAAGUUUUAGUUAAUUGUAAAGAUAUAUGAAAAUCUGUAGUGUACAGUGUUAAAUUAUCAGAAAAUAUUCCAUAUGAAUUUUCUUUUUCUUUGCCUACUAAACUACUAAAACAUUGAAAAAGAGGGCAAGCACCUGAGCCAGCAUACUCAUUAGGAUCUUUUUGGCUCAGGUUCCCUGUAGCUGAGUGAGGCCGUUCCAGUUUUAGCCAAUAGUUCAUUGGUAUGUGGUCAGUUUGAAGUUUCCAGCUGUACUCCUCUGAGCUAGAGAGAGGGAACAAAAAAUGCUGACAUCCUCAUUGACUUCAUCACUCAUGCCCGAGCACAUACACCAACACUUCCUGUGCCAAACCUACUCUGGCUCUGCAGAGGACACCCCAGGCCUCAGCUGACUUGGGUGGGUUGGACUGGUGAAGUUGGGAAAGCAUUAGCCCUCAGUUGGAUACCACCACACUAUGUGAACAUGCCGUGUCUCAUUACUACACCUUUCACUUCACAGAGACCAGCUUUCAAAGCUUCUAAUAAUAACAUUCAUGGACAGCUAGUGAUUGUUGCAGGUGGGUUACCAGCUCUCAAAAUCACCACCCUCUGAAAAGUAUUAUAUUGGACGACAGCAUAUUUAAGAAAGAGUUAAUUUAGAAAUAUGCCGUGGAAAUUGCACUGAAAAAAAUCUAUCAGAAGAUCUGAAUUAUAUAUAGCUUGUCUCCCUAAUAUCAAUAAGGCUGCAUCUAUCCUGCCGAACCACACCUGGUGUCAGUUUUCUUAUCCAUACCGUGGGAGGGUUUCUAAAUUUCUAAGACUUUGUGAUUUUAGUGUGUGUUUUUCCAGGUAGUUUCCUCCAUGUUUCCACUUGUUGGUUCAUAAACUACAUUAAAUGUUUGUUUUAUUCUACCCAUCAAAAUUUCCUCAAGUAUUGUCAGGUACUUAAGGUAAUACCCUAUUUUCAGUUUGUUGUUCUUUCAGAAAUAGUAAUUUGAAGAAGUGAUAUUGUAAAGUUAAACUGCCUCUGGGUAUUAUAGUUUGAUUCUGAGUACCACGUCUAAAUAUCACAUGAAAGGGAAAUUAGACUUUGGAUUAUUAGGUAAAUGUUGAAUCCACGUGAUGAUAAACCUUUAGGUGUUUUAAGAAGUCUAUUAUGUGAUAUUUUAACUAAAAUAUUGACUUUAAUCAGUAAUUUUCUCUUAUAAACAUGGCAAGGAUGAGAAAUUCACUCAUUGGUGCCUUUCCUCCUUUAAAUCCUGAUGUGUUUUUAGGAAGAAGUUAUUUGGGAGUGCUAGGUAACCUGGGAAGGAAAUAGAAGGCCCUUGUGCUUUGGGGGAGAUGGAGAGUUUAAACAUGGUUUUGUUAUUCAGCGUUUCUUAUGACUUUCUAAUAAUCAUGAAAAAAAAAUUCUAAAAAUCCUUUAAGACCCAUUUUUAAAGGAUAGUUUGCUAUAAAUCUACAGGCUGUCACUACAGUAAAAUCACAUGUAGUUGACCCCAUCCUUCCCACUCCAACACAGUGUUUUAGAACUCUCUCACUACAUUUUGAAAUACCUUCAUUGAGUUUUGAAAUGCCUUACUUGCGUAGUUCUUUGAGGCUCCAUCACUGCUAGAAGAAGAAUUAUGAAAUGUAGCUCUGCACUUCCCGUUAGUUCUGUCCCAUGUCGAACAGAAGAUGUGCGCGUGUCUGGUGUCUAAAUUCAGAAUGCCUGUAGAUUUUACCCACAAAGCAUAGAUCCAGAUAAUUCUUCCACAAGCAGGAAAGAAGUAUGAUUAAUCAGAAGAGUAAAAGGCACUGCCGGAUGCUGCUUGAAAGGAAUCCUAUAUGGGGAUCUGCAGCAGCACCUGUCCAAAGAUCACUGUAGAUCCGCCUGGUUUGAAAAGCAGCACAACCACGCUGGUUGAUCAGAAUGCAUCUGAUGAAGAGGCUCAGGGAAUAAAUGGAAGAACGCCAGCAAAACACUCAGCUGCAAGUCCAAAGCCACAAGUGCCUCCAAAGCCAUUACAUCUGCAGAAUUCUCCUUCGUCCAAUAUACACCAAACCCCCAGGCAUAAAGCUUUAUCUAGUGCAAAACCAAGGAUGGAGGAAGUUAAACCUGCCUCUGCUUCUUGUGUCUCAAAAGAAAAACCCAGUAAGGUAUCAGAUCUCAUCAGUCGCUUUGAAGGAGGCAGCUCAUUAUCAAAUUAUAGUGAUUUGAAGAAAGAUGCUGCUGUGAACCUAAAUGCUCCUAAAAUCCCAGGAAGACAUGGAUUGACAACCACACCUCAGCAAAAACUCCUCUCCCAGAACCCACCGCAGAAGCAGGGAAAUGAUGCAGAUCAGACUCAGGGUGUACAGACUUGUGUGGCUAACGGUAUAAUAGAGGCACAAAACCAGAUGGAAUGUGAGGAGGAUAAAGCGGCCACUCUCGGCCCAGAUACUCCUAUUCAAACUUCUGAACCCUUGCCCGAUACGGACUUAGUGAAUGGAGAAAGAGAUGAAACUACCACAGGCCCUGCAUCACCCACGACAGAUGUCUGUGAUGGAAAUGCUUCUGACAGUAGCUACAGGACUCCAGGUGUAGGCCCAGUGCUCUCCCUGGAUGAAGGAAGGGCAGACACAGAAGCUAAGGUACAAGAGAGAGAAAAUGGAGAAAGCCCUCUGGACCUGGACCAGCUGGACCAGCACCAUGAGAUGAAGGAGACUAAUGAGCAAAAGCUUCACAAAAUAGCCAAUGAACUUUUGCUUACAGAAAGAGCUUACGUCAACCGACUUGACCUCUUAGAUCAGGUAUUUUAUUGCAAACUAUUGGAAGAAGCAAAUCGAGGGUCAUUUCCAGCAGAGAUGGUGAAUAAAAUCUUUUCUAAUAUUUCAUCAAUAAAUGCCUUUCAUAGUAAAUUCCUAUUGCCAGAGCUGGAGAAACGAAUGCAAGAAUGGGAAACUACCCCUAGAAUUGGUGACAUCCUUCAGAAAUUGGCGCCAUUCCUUAAGAUGUAUGGAGAAUAUGUGAAAGGAUUUGAUAAUGCAAUGGAAUUGGUUAAAAACAUGACAGAGCGUAUUCCCCAGUUCAAAUCAGUAGUUGAAGAAAUUCAGAAACAGAAGAUCUGUGGGAGCUUGACUUUGCAGCAUCACAUGCUAGAACCUGUUCAGCGAAUUCCCCGGUAUGAGAUGCUCCUUAAGGACUACCUAAGGAAAUUGCCCGCUGAUUCUCUGGACUGGAAUGAUGCUAAAAAAUCACUUGAAAUUAUAUCUACAGCAGCAAGCCAUUCUAAUAGUGCAAUAAGAAAAAUGGAGAACCUAAAGAAACUCUUAGAGAUUUAUGAAAUGUUGGGAGAAGAAGAAGACAUUGUAAAUCCUUCAAAUGAACUAAUAAAAGAAGGACAGAUCCUCAAACUAGCUGCUCGGAACACGUCAGCACAAGAACGCUACCUUUUCUUAUUCAACAACAUGUUGCUGUACUGUGUGCCAAGAUUCAGCUUGGUGGGCUCUAAAUUCACAGUUCGAACCAGGGUUGGCAUCGAUGGAAUGAAAAUCCUAGAGACUCACAAUGAGGAAUACCCACACACUUUCCAGGUAUCUGGGAAGGAGAGAACACUGGAACUGCAAGCCAGUUCUGAGCAAGACAAAGAAGAAUGGAUCAAGGCCCUUCAAGAGACUAUUGAUGCUUUCCAUCAGAGACAUGAAACCUUCAGAAAUGCAAUUGCAAAGGAUAAUGACAUUCACUCAGAGGUUUCUACUGCUGAACUAGGGAAAAGAGCCCCACGAUGGAUCCGAGAUAAUGAAGUAACAAUGUGUAUGAAAUGCAAAGAGUCUUUCAAUGCACUGACAAGGAGAAGGCAUCACUGUCGGGCAUGUGGACAUGUGGUUUGUUGGAAGUGUUCUGAUUACAAAGCUCAACUUGAGUAUGAUGGUGGUAAAUUGAGCAAAGUUUGUAAAGACUGUUAUCAAAUAAUAAGUGGAUUCACAGACAGUGAAGAAAAGAAAAGAAAAGGAAUUUUAGAGAUUGAAUCAGCAGAAGUAUCUGGAAACAGCGUGGUGUGCAGCUUUCUUCAGUAUAUGGAGAAGUCCAAGCCUUGGCAGAAAGCUUGGUGUGUGAUCCCCAAACAAGACCCUCUCGUGCUGUACAUGUACGGUGCCCCCCAGGAUGUCAGAGCUCAGGCCACCAUUCCACUCCUGGGUUAUGUUGUGGACGAUAUGCCACGGAGUGCAGACCUGCCACACAGUUUCAAACUGACCCAGUCCAAGUCUGUGCACAGCUUUGCCGCAGACAGUGAGGAACUGAAACAGAAAUGGCUGAAAAUCAUCCGUUUAGCUGUCACAGGUGAGACACCAGAUGGUCCUAAUGAGCAUCCAGCCGCCUUGGACGAUCAUCCUGAUCCUAAGAGAAAAUCAGAGUGCUGA
Molecule: messenger RNA, 8981 nt
Organism: Equus caballus (horse)
Lineage: Eukaryota; Metazoa; Chordata; Mammalia; Perissodactyla; Equidae
Gene: FGD4
Product: FYVE, RhoGEF and PH domain containing 4
Biological process (GO): cytoskeleton organization; filopodium assembly
Cellular component (GO): cytoplasm
Molecular function (GO): guanyl-nucleotide exchange factor activity; metal ion binding
Source: RefSeq, a predicted model, not a curated record